UUACCAGUGACAGGCGUCGAAUGCGUUCAUUGCUUGCUUGUAGGUCUUGGGCACCUUGGAUGCGAAGAGCUGUGGCGUUGGAAGUGGUUGACGGGUCUGUUGCGAUGCCGGUGGCCUCGCUAGUGCUGCCGGUGCGUCGGUGUCGACGAUCAUGCUUGGCAUCGUGUCGUCCACAUCGUCAGCAACACACAGGCGCUCGAUGACGGCGAAGAUGUUGUCCUCGUACAGCCACCGAGGGAUGAGGCGGUUUCGGCCUGAUCUUCGGUGCUCGGCGUUGUCGUCAUCUGCCCCCUCUUCCUCUCGAAUGACUCGGUAGUCGUCAGCGGCACCUCCAUCGGUAUCAGCGGCGGCUUCUUCUCCAUCUUGACCGGCCGGCGGUAGGGCUGGUGCUGCUGGCGGUCCUUCGAGCAGUGCAGAGCUGUCAGGCUCUUGAUCUUGGUUGUGUUGGUCGACACGCUCAUCUUCUUGAUGCUCACAAUGUCGGUCAUCUUCGGGUUGCUGGGCACGAUGGUGGUCUUGAUGGUGGUCGGUCUGCUCGUCAGGUGAGACGGGCGUCUGAGGGUGCACCAAAUCAAUCCCUAGUGGUCCUCUUGGUUGCUUCUCCUUUGCAGGAAACACGUGCUCGUCCACUUGGACGUCUCGUGAGAUGACGAAUUGACGAUCAUCAGGUAACCACACCACAUAGCCAUCCUUCGUGUUGGGGUCGAAGCCGACGAGGAUGCCCAACUUCGCCCGUGGCUCCAGCUUGCCCCUCUGGUCCUUUCGCUGAUGCACAUAUGCUCUCGCGCCGAAUGUGCGGAUAUGCUUGAUGCAUGGCGGGUAACCCCAGAAAAGCUCAAAUGGCGUCUUCUCUGAUGGAUUUGUCUUGGUUGGCAUUCGAUUCUUGAUGUAGGUGGCGGUCUUCGCAGCAAAACACCAAGAAGAUGGGGGAAGGCCGGAUUGGAAGAGUGCUGCACGGGUCAGCUGACACACCACACCAAUCGUUCGUUCUGCCACGCCGUUUUGUGACUGAUGGUGUGGUAGGCUUUGAUCUUGGCGUAUCUGGUGCUGCUCACAGAAUGCCUUCCAUGUGCCGGCGAUGAGUUCGGCCCCUCCAUCGGUUCUCACUGCUUUGGGCAUGCGGACGGCCGUGCAGUAGUGCAUAAACGCCUUCGGUGCGAUGGACUUUUGCUUGAGAAAGUAGGUCUGCAUAUAACGGCUGUGGUCGUCCACCAUGACCAUCAGGUACUUGAACCCUCUCUCGCUGAGUUGCUUGAUCUGCGCCAGGUCGACGUGAACUAGAUCACCAGGCGACGAAUGGCGGAAUGCAUUUCCCAGGUACGGACGAAUCUUCAUCUUGGCUUGGACACACACCUCGCACUUGCGCUGCUCUCCCUCAUUCUUCUUGCCUUUCUUGACCACAGGUGCGUUGCGACAUACCUCAGGAAGUCGGUCGACGGCUGCAUCGUGGUAGUGGAGGAAGCGCUGAUGGGCAAGUUUCUCACUGAUGACCUCGGCCACCAUUGCUCCUGUUUGCUCGCCACCUUCAUCAGCAGGUGAACAGGGAAACGCGCCAUCACCACCACGCGGGUCGAUGAUUCUUCCUGUUGCUGUGGCUGUCGUGUGCUCUGCCGCCGGUAGAGCACGUGGCUGUGAGUAGAUGGGGCAGUCGUUGGCAUCCCUGUAGAUGUCCAGAUACCAGAAACGACCACGUCUGACAAGCGGGUAGCGGUCUCCUCUCCUUGUUGCGGUCAUAUGGGCUGCACCGGGGCCAAUAAGAAACUCGAUGCAGGAUUGGUCCACCAGGUGAGCGACGGAGAAGAGAUUGAACUUCAGAUCAGGCACAUACAGCACACCAUCCACACACACGGUCUUCUUGCCGUUGUUGACCUCUUUACAGGUGUACUUGAUGCGGCCGACUCCUCUGGCUGGUACGGACGUGCCAUCGGCCAUGACGAUCUUGAUGUGUCGGUCAAGCGGCUUGAUUUCGUCGAAGAGAAACUGCUGGUGGCAGCAUGUCUUGCCGGCUCCUGAAUCGAUCAUCAUGGAGGUAGGUCUCACAGACACAGCACUGACGUUGACCACUUCUUCCUCGCACUCAACGGCCGUGACGGUCCCCACCAUUUCCAGGUCGGUUGCUCUCUGCUCGCAGGUGUCGUCGGUCUGAUCACACCCGUCGAGUUGAUUCGUGUGGACGCGCCGAUUGCGGUUGCCCAUGCCGUUCGUGCGCGUCGCAUUCAUGAUGACCUCUCCGUCCUUAUCGUGACGAACGAUGGGCUGCUGCUGGCGUCCAUCGUUGCUGCUCGGGUACGCGCGGAAAGGCACCCCUGAUGAGUUCCACUGAUUGCCAUUCCUUCUGUUGUUGUUGUGGUUGUUGUAGGUCUGGCUGUUGCCGUUUGGUUGGCGUCGCCAUUCGUAGCGGCUGUCACGAUUGUCUCGGUAAGGCCGUUCGUUGUUCCUGUUGCCUCCCUGAUAUGUGUCAGGUCGAUUGCCGUUGUGUGGUUGACCAUGUUGGCGUCCGUUCUGGUUGCCCUUCUGUCGAAAGCGGUCACGCUGCUGGCUCAUCCUUCUCGCAUGCUGCAUGCGGUCGUUGGCAUUGCGGAGGGCUUCCUCGAAUUGCUCCCAUGUGAGGUCGUUGAAGCGGUAGUCCAACGAGCUCUUGAAGCGCUCAAAUCGAGGAGGUAGGGCAUUCACCAUGACGGCUAUCUUGGUGUUGUCGGUUGGUUUCUCUCCCAUGUCGCUCAAUUGCUUCGCCAGGAAGUUGAAGUCGGUGAGAGCGUCGUCGAUGUCAUCCUUCUCCAUCUGGUACUGGAAGAAGUUGCGGAGGACCUCGUGCCGACAGACGACUCGCUCAGGUACGCACCGCUUGCGCAACUCCCAAUAGGCACGUGCACCAUUCUCGCCAUACUUGUCGAAUGACUCCUGGAUGAUCCGUUUCGCCUUGCCUUCCGUGUGCAGGACGAGGAAGCCGAAGAGCUGUCGUAACACACUCCUCUCCUUCGUUCGCUGCUCGUCAAGGUCUCCAUCCUCAUUCGGUACAGGUAACCCAGGAAUGUCUUCUUCCUUCUCAGGCAUCAGACGCUCUGUGGGCAUCUCCUUGGCCAGGAGGAAGGCUCUAAGGGUAACUUCCCACUCACGCCAGUCGUCCUUGCCUCCAUCAAAGGCACGGAUGACGGUCUUGGGGUCGAAUGUAAGAAUGGGCUGCGCCAUUGCUGCUGCUCUUCUUGCUGCUCAGGUCGAUCGGUCAGGAUCGUCACACUGGCUGCUACUGAAGAGGCGCUUGACGCUGAAGAUGUCUUUCGGGGCUGACAACACCGAGAGAAUGCGGGCUGAUAGACCGGUUUGGAUCUAUCAGCUGCCGACAGACAGACGAUAGACAGGCUGCUGCACAGACAGACUGCCGAGAGGCGGAUGAUAGACAGGCCUGUUAGGAUCUGCCCAACUGCCGAUCAGGCGGAAAA
Molecule: messenger RNA, 3440 nt
Organism: Vitrella brassicaformis
Lineage: Eukaryota; Vitrellaceae
Source: the annotation of a GenBank genome assembly